AUGAAGUAUCCACUCCAACCCAUCGUUGCUUUUCUCAUAGUUGCAUUAGUAACGCAUGCUGCUUUAUCUCCUGAGCUUUACUGGAAGUCCAUGCUUCCCAGUACUCCCAUGCCUAAAUUUAUCGUAGAUCUCCUUCACCCAGCUGUCAAUGCUGCGUCAAGUGAUAGCACCACCGUCCACAGUGGCCGAGUUGAAUUAGAAACAAGACUUUGCAAUUUUCGGGUUUGUUAUGCUGACUCUGGAUAUGAUACCAAACUCCACAGUAACCCCAACACCACUCUCUUCUUCUGGGAAAGGGAUUUGAAGGCAGGUCGGAGAAUGAACUUUCUCUUCACGCUUGCCUCCAACCAAGCAUCCUUCCUGCCUCGUGAAGUCGUGAAAUCCAUUCCAUUUUCCUCAAGCAAGAUGGCUGAGAUAUUGAACAAAUUCGCUGUGAAGCCUGGGUAAUUAAAAG
Molecule: messenger RNA, 454 nt
Organism: Prosopis cineraria
Lineage: Eukaryota; Viridiplantae; Streptophyta; Magnoliopsida; Fabales; Fabaceae
Product: BURP domain-containing protein 3-like
Exons: 4
Coding region: 1-447 (148 amino acids)
Source: RefSeq, a predicted model, not a curated record